GAUGGCAGUGCGAUAGUAACCCAUAUGAUCGUAAUCAACUAUAACAUAACCUGAAGGUUUCAUGUGUUAUCACGCAAUGUGCCUUGCAAAUGUCUUUUUAUUUUGACGAUCAUGACGGACUCGAUUAAUUAACGAGACAUAGCUCGUGUUAAUUAUUGACAAAAACGUCAGUGCGAGAUUUCUCUCGAAAACCGCGGAAAUGUCCAUUCCAUUUCUGCACGUUAGCCGGUCGUUGACGACUGCCGCGAGGUCCAAGCGGCGUGUCGUCGUAACCGGGAUAGGGACCGUUUGCCCCUUGGGAGUCGGAACGCGAAACGCUUGGAAGGCUCUCAUCGAUUCCAAGUGCGGAAUCACGCGACUUUCUGAACCGGACUACGAUAAACUACCGUGUAAAGUAGCUGCAUUGGUGCCGAAAGGAAAUUCUGCUUACGAGCUCAACAUUGAUUCCUACUUUACGAAGAGUGAGCUACGCACAAUGUGUCCUGCCACAGCGUAUGCGCUGAUAGCCUCAGAGGAGGCACUCACGGACGCGAGAUGGAAACCGACUGAUGAGGCUGAUAAGCGCGACACCGGCGUUUCAGUGGGAAUCGGCAUGAUAGACUUAGUGGAUGUGUGCAUGACAUAUGAAGCUCUGAAAAAGGGAUAUAGCAAAGUCAGUCCAUUUUUUGUGCCAAGAAUAUUACCAAAUAUGGCAGCUGGUCAAAUCAGCAUCAAGUAUGGCUUUCGUGGGCCCAAUCAUGCAGUGUCGACCGCGUGCGCGACGGGCGCACAUUCUAUCGGCGAUGCAUUCCGCUUCAUUCGCGGUGGCGAGACGAGUGUGAUGGUAUGUGGCGGAGCGGAGGCAUGUAUCAGUCCAUUAGCCAUAGCCGCGUUCUGUCGGUUACGUGCGCUGAGCACAUCGAAGAACGACAUGCCACGGGAAGCGUCGCGGCCUUUCGACCGUGAUCGCGAUGGUUUUGUGAUGGGCGAAGGCGCCGCAAUACUAGUCUUGGAGGAGUUGAACCACGCCCUUGCACGGAACGUGCCCAUUUACGCGGAGGUACUGGGCUACGGUCUAUCUGGCGACGCGUCGCACAUAACGGCACCUAGCGAGGACGGUGCCGGUGCGUUGCUGGCGAUGGACCGGACAUUGAAGGAUGCCGGUAUCGAGACCUCGGAAGUGACGCAUGUGAACGCGCACGCCACGUCCACGCCACUGGGCGAUACGAUCGAGGUGAAGGCGAUCGAGUCGUUGAUGGGCGAACACAGCAAGAACGUGACGGUAACAAGCACAAAGGCGGCGCACGGUCAUCUGCUGGGUGCCGCUGGUAACCUAGAGGCCGUCUUUACGAUCCUGGCGAUCAAGGAGGGUGUCAUACCACCUACGUUGAACCUGCACAACUUGGAUAUGGAAACACGUUUGAAAUUUGCACCGCAUACAAAAGUGAAGUGGAACGCGACAUCGCGUCGAACAGCCCUGAAAAACGCAUUUGGAUUCGGUGGAACAAACGCGUGCUUGUGUUUCACCGAAUACGUCUCUGAUUAAGAGAAAAGUUUCAUAUAAUAUUCUGUCAUAUAUUCUGUCUUCUGGAGAGAGAGUAUUGUAAUCAUUCUUUGAAAUGCUUGCAAAAGGAUUUCAAUAAUGAACUUUAGAGAAAAGUUAUUUCAGAAGAUGAAAGGAUCUUACUUUAAUAUUAUAUCAAUAGAAAAAAUUAAGUAUGUGUCUCCUUAAAAAAGCGAAAAUGGCAAUUAAUUAAGUUUGAAAUUACAACAAAAGUAAUGCUGGCAGAAUUAAUUACUAGUCAUUCCUUGAAAUGCCUUAACUGAAGUGAAGAAAAUAUUCAAGGAUAAACAUUGUAUAUGAUUUUAGAAAACAGAUAAACAAUGGACCUUUUAAUAUUUUCAAUUGAUAGAAAAGGAGACAUUGUUCCUGUAAAUACACUCUGACAUGUACAUAUGUAUAAAAACAACAAAAUCAAAGAGAAGUAAAUUUGGUGACAAAUUUUAUAGAAUUGAUUACCAAUGGAUGACGGCUUAAAUAUUUUUAAUAACUUUUAUGCAACAUACAAUAUAUAUGUAUGAUACGACAAUAUUUCUUUUUAUAGAAUAUUUUUACAGUGCAUGUGUAAUGAAAGUUACACAGAGAGGAUAUACAUCGGAAUAAUAAAAUAUAUGUAUAUAUAUUAUAA
Solenopsis invicta (red fire ant) is the source of this 2168-nucleotide messenger RNA. RefSeq names its product 3-oxoacyl-[acyl-carrier-protein] synthase, mitochondrial. Bases 200 to 1525 code for a protein of 441 amino acids. The transcript is spliced from 3 exons. NCBI's taxonomy places the organism in Eukaryota, Metazoa, Arthropoda, Insecta, Hymenoptera, Formicidae. Gene Ontology annotation, biological process: fatty acid biosynthetic process. Gene Ontology annotation, molecular function: 3-oxoacyl-[acyl-carrier-protein] synthase activity. The record is from RefSeq and is a predicted model, not a curated record.